GAACAACUUGUUUGACAGCAGCAUGCUGACAUUUAAGAGCCUGUCUGUUUUUGAUGAAUUUGAGGAAGCUUUGUGCUCUUUCUCAACUGUCACAUCAAUGAGAAAAAAGAGGUAAAAAUAAACACAGGAGUGUAAGUAAUUGUAUUUUCCUUAACAUCUGUGGAAUCUGAUUUACAAUGUGUACAUAAAUACUUGGUAUGAUUCAACAGAGUGAAGGGAAACUUUUGGCAGCAAUCAGAUAAUAAUAGUUAACUAUAAAAGGUUAACUAGGAGUAAACUUGUGUGCUGAACUAACAUACGUCAUCAAAUUCUCCAGUCAAUCCUAUUAACUACACUUUCCUUUGUUUAGGAAAUGGAGCACAAAGCAUAAUGUGCAGUCAUUCACCAGGAAUGUGCUUUGAUGCUUUUUUAUUAACUAGUGUUAACUUGAUUAGGCUAACAAAUGAGGGCUACUCAGUUUUGACAAUUAGGUGAAUCCAGAUUAAAUAAUAUGGAUUUCCCCUCCUUAAUCUCUACCAAGAUGAAAGGAGAAUAGAAGCAGAUGUGAGACUAAUUAAAUAUAUUUUGUGCAUAUGUGCAUAACAUAUCGAAAACUGGAUAUAUAUAUGUACAGUUCUCUUUGCAAUGUACAUGCCACCAACAGAGGGAAACCUUGAGAACUACAUAUUAGUCUUAUUUUAAAUCACAUGACUGAUUGCUGUUCUGACAUUUAUAUUCUUAAAAAUCAGUUUUAACUUUAAAUGUAGAUGCAUUAUUUUUGAAUGAAAACGAACAACAUUACUGCCCACUUUAUUGCUCCUUCAAUGUGUUGCUUCUAAUUUCAAAAGAACAGGAGUUUUUGGGUUAAUUACAUCACGGCAUAUCGAUGAUACAGUCUCAUAAAGAACAUAUAAUUAAAAACAACAUAAUAUAACCAUGUUUUCAAGUAAUAAAGAGUAGUAGCAGGAGUUAUGUACUAUUUCGUUGCAGUUAAAUAUUUGUACGUAACAGCGUCCACCCCUCCACAAUGGACCGUGCCGCGACUGUGGCCAAUCACGUGCUUUGUUGUGGUAGCAGCCCACAGUAGCAGGAAGGCGUAGCUUGAUGCUCGCCGUACUUUGACACCGCUGACAGUCAGUAGACUUGUGUGUUUCCUCUUCUACACGCUGUUGGCAGCUCGGUGUUGAAUCAUGGAGCAGGAUAAUCUGUCUGUGGUGCUGCACGCUCAGGGAGACCUGAGACUGGAAAAGCGCCCUGUCCCGGAGCCAGGACCUAAUGAGGUCUUGCUCAAGAUGCACUCUGUUGGAAUCUGUGGAUCAGAUGUGCACUACUGGCAGCACGGUCGCAUUGGGAACUUUGUGCUCAAAAAACCUAUGGUGUUGGGACACGAGGCAUCUGGGCAGGUGGUGAAGGUGGGAUCAGCAGUCAAACAUCUUAAAGCAGGUGAUAGAGUGGCGAUUGAGCCAGGUGUGCCCCGCGAGAUGGACGAGUUCUUCAAAAACGGACGCUACAACCUGUCUCCUACUAUCUUCUUCUGUGCAACGCCACCUGAUGAUGGAAACUUGUGCCGAUACUAUACGCACAGUGCCAAUUUCUGUUACAAGUUGCCUGAUAAUGUGACAUUUGAGGAGGGAGCUCUGAUUGAACCUCUGUCUGUGGGGAUCCACGCCUGCCGCAGGGCCGGGGUAACCCUCGGCAGCACUGUGCUCAUCUGUGGUGCAGGGCCUAUUGGGUUGGUCUGUCUGCUUGUGGCCAAGGCAAUGGGGGCCUCACAGGUCGUCAUCACUGAUCUGUUCCCUGAGCGUUUGACUGUGGCCAAAGAGUGUGGUGCUGACUUCCAGCUGACGGUGAAGAGAGGCGAUGGACCUCAGCAGCUGGCCAAGAGUGUAGAAGACAUGCUGGGAACUCAGCCGCACAUCACUAUUGAAUGCACGGGUGUUGAAAGCUGCAUCCAAACUGCCAUUUAUGCAACACGUUCAGGAGGUGUUGUGGUGCUGGUGGGUCUCGGCUCUGAGAUGGCCACUAUUCCCCUGAUCAAUGCUGCUGUAAGAGAAGUGGACAUCAGAGGGGUCUUUCGCUACUGCAAUACCUGGCCGAUGGCCAUAGCCAUGUUGGCGUCGGGGAAAGUGAACGUGAAGCCCCUGGUGACCCACCGUUUCCCUCUGGAGCAAGCAGUCCAGGCCUUUGAGACCACGCGUCAGGGUCUUGGGAUAAAGGUCAUGUUAAAGUGUGACCAGAAUGACCAGAACCCCUGAUCUGACCUGCUGCAGUGAAGCAAAACUGACCAGUUAAACGUGACUCAGCAUGAAAGGCAGAUAGGGACAUUGACCUUAAGAAAGAUAACAGAGGUCGUUCAAAGAGAAACACUAAUGAUAAUGUGCUGAAGGACAGCCGACUGCAGUGUAGCCUAGAGGUUAGAGAUGCAAUAAGCAUCAGAUGGUACGAGUAAAGUAGUCAUUUAUUAAAAUGGUCAAAAUUGUUCUGUAACUAAUAUUUUAAUUAUUUUAUAAUUCUAAAUAAUUUUGUUCACUUUUAAAUUUAAGAUAAUUUUACAUAUGGCCACUGUAGUGAAAGAAAAUCCUUAAAUAAUAAAUUAAAAUAUCAAAAAAAUCUGUAUUUCUUUUUUUUUUUUAAAUAUUUAAUUUCAACAGAACCACCUGGUUGCAGGCACUAGAGGGAACCAGAGGCUCAAAGUGAAAACAUAACAGAGUGUCUUUGUCACAAUUUCAUACUACAUGCUAAUAGUACAAUAUAUUUAUCUGCAUAGUUAACUUUUUUGCUAUUAGUAUACAAGAAAUCAAUUUACAACUUAACCAUUUUACACCAACAGGAAUAUCAAUCAAACUCUGGAGUGCCACUGCCAUUUAAACUUUAAUUAACUUACUUAUUUUGCAGCUGUGAGCAGUUCCUCUAUUUCUUUUGUGCAAAGUGGGACAAUAUGUAUGAUUGUACUUUAACAGCAGACUCAAAAAUCCAGUGGAGUUAGUCAGCAUACUUAUUUUUUUCACAUUUUCAGUGUGAACGUUCUCAAAACCUGCUUAGAUUUAAUGCAUAAUAUAGAAUUAGAACAAUUUUGGUGUUUUUGUACCAACCCUAUACAAUAUGUACUUAACUCAUUUUCAUGGUAUACUGUUUUUGUAUUGUAAAAAUCAAUAUACAUUACAGGAAAUGAUAAAACACACAGAGGAUAUCAAGUCUUUAAAUUAUCACUUACUUAAAAACUAAAGAUGAAAAUAAAAUAUUUUUGCAAAGAUUUAACACUUUUUUGUUUGUUUUGAAGAUCUAUUUGGAGCUGUUUUACCUCCUGCAAUCAAAUGUUUUCCAACUUUGAGCAGCUCCUGUAUUUCCUUGUGUGAACACACUUCACCCUCAAAAAAUAUAUAGUAUAGAAUAAAGAUAUAU
Molecule: messenger RNA, 3381 nt
Organism: Thunnus maccoyii (southern bluefin tuna)
Lineage: Eukaryota; Metazoa; Chordata; Actinopteri; Scombriformes; Scombridae
Gene: sord
Product: sorbitol dehydrogenase
Exons: 9
Coding region: 1170-2234 (354 amino acids)
Biological process (GO): D-sorbitol catabolic process
Molecular function (GO): L-iditol 2-dehydrogenase (NAD+) activity; zinc ion binding
Source: RefSeq, a predicted model, not a curated record